AUUUGGAUACAUGUCUGUGUCCAUUUAUUGUUGUGCACCACAUUUGGAGUCCAUUCAACUGAAUUUGGAAACGCUGUAACAGAUGACAUCACAAGCAUUUCACUAUUGGUAAGGUCCUCGGAAGUACUUACUUCUUCAAGCCACCAAAACUGCAAAUCAAAGCUCUUUGGCUAAUGCUCUUAUUGUAUUUAGCUGUCUCGAUCCAGUUACUGCCAGUAUGGUGUUUUAUUCUCAACCAGGGAUCCUUUCAAAAUCAACCAUUAGGCUUAUGCGUAACAUUGUCGCAAUGACAGUUGCACACAAUUCAUUUGUAAACUUUAUAUUUUGAUACAUUCAUCCAUUUAGAUUCAGUCAUUGUUUCCUAAUACCACGUAUCCUAAUGGGGAUUGUAAUGAGAGUCUCACACAGUAGGACUUCCUGCAUUAGCAUUAGUGUUGUCACGAUACCAGAAUUUUGACUUUGAUACCGAUACCAGGUUUAAUAUCACGAUACGCGAUACCAUCACGAUACUCGAUACCAAAACAAUACCACGGCAAAAAAGGCGUAUUAGCCAAAGUCACAGAAUGGCACUUGAUCCAGACAGAUAAACUCAGCUACUGCUCUGUUGGAUAGUUGGGCAUCAUUUGAGUUCAAUAUCAUUACAUUUGAAAUUUGAUGUCAACUUUUUUCAGAGACAGCCAUGUAUGCAUUAAUGAAUCAAUUAUAAAAUCAUACAAUUAAUUUGGCUUUGUUUCUACCAAUCUAACUACAUAACGGUAAUAAUUUAUUUGAAUGGUAAAUCUCUAUUGAUAAAAUGGGGAAAUCAAGAUGUAGCCUAGGCGAUCUAUUCACAAUACAGGUGAAUGCAUAUUCAAUAGGACUGUGUGCAUGCAAUGACUUUUGAGCUUGUUUCCGCUGCUUUCAUAAGGCUACAGAUGACAAACAAUCUGUUUCCCUUCCAUUUUCAUAGAAGUAGCAAUCUCUUCUUUUAUAAAAGUGCAUGCUGUCUCUUUAAACCCAGUAAUGACAUCAUUCAUGAUGAGUCACACGCCCACAUAGUCAGUUGAGUUCGGCGAGAAAGAGACGUGACAGACGAAGGGGGAAGGUGUCUUUGGAUGGAGACGAUUAAGUGAAUUAAUAAAGUUUUUGGUGACAAUCAGCUUUGAAAUCAGCAUAUUUUGCGUCAUGGUUUGCAUAUGAUCACAAACAAAGUACUAGGGUAGUGAAUUGAUGUCAGCGUCAUCUGGAAGCUAGCAAGGAAAGUUAGCCUACAAAGCUGGAAGCUUUGCAUUGUAAAGUUUUCUAGCCUGUAUGGACAUUGUUUUGCAAUAAGUAAUUAACUGUUUCAACAAUUCUACAUGCCUUGUUGGAUUAUUCAAGUGUGUUAACUUCUGUGCAGCAUGAGUUGGGAGCCAACAUGUUGCAUGAAUGGUGCGCUCCCGCUAAGGGGACAUCGGCUGCACUGAUAGGCAGACUUGAUCCUCUCAAUCAGUAUACGACAUGAGACACAUUUGAGAGAAGUAACGAAAGUAACAACAAUUCUACUAUAGAACUGUUUUUUAAUGUUCGAGUAUCAAAAAAGUACUGAAGUUUUGAUAUACUGUGUAAUACUAAUUAGCAUUAGUGUAAAUCAGUAGUUUAAUCUCUGAGAUUUGUUCUGGUAACAAACCCAAAUGUUCCCCAAACAUUUCUGGUAAUUUUUUUUGAUAUUGUCUGUUUUUGAACAGAAACAAAAUAUACCUAAAGAUUACAAGAUUCCUGUGACAUACAUUCCGAAAGAAGUGGUGAGAAUUUUUUUUUUCUUAUUCAAUAGCAUGAUUACUCUAUUAUUAUAACUUCAAAUGUUUGUAUUCCUUAGAAAAUAUAUUUGAAUGUCUAUGUUGCCUGACUUUUUUUUUUGAGGAUGGACUAAAAUUUGUAAAUUUCAAAACUGUCCAGUAGCCAUGAUUCUUAUUUCCUGAUUCUUGUUUUCUUUUUCAGGGUGGAAUGUGUUGGGUAUCGCUAAAUGUUUUCCACUUGGAACUCAGUUUACGAGGAUUAGCAGACAAGUUUGGAAACAUUUCGUCCAACAAAUAUAAUAUCAGCAUAUUGAUCGAAAUGCUGAAAGAGACGCGAUAUCACAUGAAGAACUUGGUAUGUUUUGAGCUUUGGUUCUAAUACUAAUAAUGUAACUGCGUUAGCUCCUAUGAUAGAGCAAUACAAGAGACUAGAAUAAAUUAAUAAAACAGGUUUACACAAGUUCUUAGCACAAAUAGCCCAGUGACCACAUCAUCUUACAUCUGAGUUGUCUGCAAUAAUGUCUUGUGAGGACUGGGUCAUCUGUCAGGUAGAGCAGGUAUUCACAAAGGGACCUGGGGAUCUCUCGUAGUCUCAUGAGAGUAAAGCAAUACGUUCAUAAUGUACAGUAGGUGUAAUAAAUUGUUAAAGCAUAUUACUCAUAUUAUUCUGGCUAACUUCGCUCAUAAUCCAAUAGGAAUAAUUAAGUCCCCCUUGUCCUGAAUAAAAAGACAAGAUUGAAGUUACUUAAUUUUGGGCUCAAACAUCCGUCCAGCUGUGUUCUUUGAACUAUUUGCUGCAUGGCUAAAUGAGAGCACCAUUGGGGGACAAAAGUUAAAACUAACGUGUUUUAUGUUUUGAAUUUCACAUCAUUGAGAUUAUUAUUCCCCUUUUGUAUCCUCAGGAGGCGAUCACGUACGAUUUUGAGUGCCACUACAGAGACGAGCAAUGGCAGACAGGACACUAUUUUCAUUUUGUUGAAGAUUUUCUAAAAACGGCCCGUUCGAAUAGAGAUUCGCCAGAAGAAUGUGAUCCACCUCCCUGUCCCACAACAACAAAGGCAGCAACAACUACAAUAACAACACAAUACCCUACAUCA
This is a messenger RNA of Coregonus sp. 'balchen', 2854 nucleotides long. Lineage: Eukaryota; Metazoa; Chordata; Actinopteri; Salmoniformes; Salmonidae. The record is from the annotation of a GenBank genome assembly.